This is a messenger RNA of Rhodotorula toruloides NP11, 762 nucleotides long. RefSeq lists its product as uncharacterized. NCBI's taxonomy places the organism in Eukaryota, Fungi, Basidiomycota, Microbotryomycetes, Sporidiobolales, Sporidiobolaceae. The transcript is spliced from 2 exons. The record is from RefSeq and is a predicted model, not a curated record. The coding region runs from base 1 to 762 and encodes 253 amino acids.
AUGCUCGCACUUCGCCUUGCCCGACCGUCCGCCUUCCGCAGCCUCCUACCGCGAUUGCCCUCGACCACUCUCCUUCUGCGCGCAACCUUCAGCAACACCACAAGCGCAUUGCAGUAUUGGGAGGAGUUCGAGCCGGGGCAGACGUGGCGUAUGGUCAAAAGGGAGGUUGGUGAGCAGGAUCUGGAGGAGGCUGCUGAGGAUGCAUCCCACUUGAUGACGCUUGAAGAGCUCGACAAGAUGCUCGACCCAGCGCCGUACCGCCGAGGCGCAAAGGUCGAAAGCCUCAAAGCCGGCCAGCCUAUCGAGCUUCACCCGAUGCUUGACGACGUCGACUUUAUUUACAUCAAGCCUACCCACUCGUGCGCGCCCGGUGCUCGUCUGGAAGUCUGGACCGAACAUGGCGACGUCGUCUCAGGGAACGCCUACUCGGAUCCGGCUAUCGAGGAGAUGGCCACGUCGCCUCCGUGCAAUCGCUUGGUGGUGCGCAUACGCGAAGAUAUCGCUGCGGACAUCGUCAAUGUCGACGGCGUGACAGUGCGCGAACUUUUAGAUGGCGUCGCGGGCUUCUGGGACAGACCUGUCAGCGACGAGGUUGCCAAGUACUACCGGCGCCUUUAUGAUCACCCGGCUGACGACAAGAACGUCAUCACCGAGGGUCACUUCCAGCCGAUACAUUGCUCCUGGGAAGGAUGGUCUAAAGGACCCGAGGUUCAGGAGGACGGCUCGGUGCUUCUCGAGUGUGACGAGAUCCGUGGGAACUAG